UGGAAAAUUAUCCGACAUGAAACCAUGGCUGCCGAGGGAAAAAUUUUCUCAAUCUACACUAUAAAUUCCGACGAACUCGUGAGCGCGAACCAGCUGAAGCUUUUGUGCUGAUCUGCGAAAUAAAAAUCGUCACUGAUAUUGGACUGAUGCACUAGAAGUUCAGAAGAAGGAGGAGGAGAAGAAGAAGAAGAAGAAGAAUGUCGUACCAGGGGUUUGGCAAGGCUUCAGGACCCAGUGCACCGCCGAAAUUGCAACAUUCAUUUGGAAGUUCAGCGCGUCCUGUUUCAGUUUCUCCUUCUCCGUCGACUUUCCCUGCAUUUUCCGAUGCUUCUCCUCCACGGGCUCCCAGAGUUCAGUCACAUCCUAUGGCUUUUCAAACCACUGGCGCUGCUCCAAGUCUUCAUCACCAAUAUGAUAGAGGACCUCGGGCUACAGUUAGAAUGGGGUCUCCAAGCCUGGCUUUUGAAAGCACCAGAUCAGCUGCAACUGAAAGUUAUUCCUAUCCAUCAGUGGGCUCUAGAGGGCCUAUUUUGUUUCCUACAAGGUCAGUUGAAGAGCAACAUUCUUCCUUCAAAGCUGUUGAUGCCCAAAGUCAUCCAAGUCGUGGAAUUACAUCUGUUGCCUCACCCCAAACGUCAGAUCAUGCUGUAGGUGAGGUUGCCCACCUCCUUACAAAAAGAAGCAGGUCACCUACUUACAUGCCUGGAGAUGAAAAAUUAUCAAAAAUUGCCGGUCACCCUGUCAUUAGAAGGCCUGCUUCAUCUUCCCAUACAUUUGACAAUCAGCCAAAGAUGCGAGGGAUUCAUGUGAACUCACAUUCCUACCAAGACCAAUACCCUUCUAAACGAUCUUAUGAUCAGGAUACAAAUAUUCUAACUGGAUUUGGUAAUGUUCAAGCACCAAAAGGAAACAGGUCACCAGAGCAACCAUCUGCUAGUGAUCUUCGGUAUGCACAGAGUAAUUUGCAAAGGUCUUCUAUCUCUCCUCCUCGGUCGUUUUCUAGAUUAAAUGCUCAUGAAGUUGGGGGUUCCAUGAAGAAUGUUUAUUCUGAAUCUGAAGCAACUAAGCCCAACAGCGUCCUAGUUCCCAAAAGAACAAGGUCGCCACCUUUGCCAUCAUCAGAUCUAGUCUUUGGUGGAAAUUCUCAUUCUACUUGUGAUGAUGCUGAACGAGAAAGGCUAGCUAAGGCAAAGAGACUUGUUCGGUUUAAGGAUGAAUUAGUCGAAGCUGCACGUAGCAAUUUGGGUAGUAUGGAUGAAAGGGAUAAUGGAAAUAAAAACGAGCACUCGAUGGCAGAUCCGAACAAAUACUUGUCAAAUCAGUCUCUGAAGUUAUCGGGGAAUGUGGCUGAUGGGAACAUGCCUGAUUAUGAAGCCUUAGAAUCAUCAAGCAUAAUAGUUGGGCUAUGCCCAGAUAUGUGUCCAGAGUCAGAGAGGGCAGAACGAGAAAGGAAAGGGGAUCUUGACCAUUAUGAGCGGUUGGAUGGGGAUAGAAAUCAUUCUAGCAAAUUGCUUGCAGUUAAAAAGUACAACAGGACAGCUGAGCGGGAAGCUAAUCUCAUAAGGCCUAUGCCAAUUCUGCGGAAAACAAUUGAUUAUCUGCUCAAUUUGUUAAGUCAACCUUAUGAUGAAAAGUUUUUAGGCACAUAUAACUUCUUAUGGGAUAGGAUGCGGGCGAUUCGCAUGGACUUGAGAAUGCAACAUCUUUUUAAUGAAGAUGCCAUUACCAUGCUGGAACAAAUGAUUCGUCUUCACAUAAUCGCGAUGCAUGAAUUAUGUGAAUUCUCUAAAGGAGAAGGCUUUGCCGAGGGAUUUGAUGCGCACCUUAAUAUUGAACAAAUGAACAAAACGUCAGUGGAAUUGUUUCAAAUGUAUGAUGAUCACAGAAAGAGAGGCAUAAUUGUGCCCUCUGAAAAGGAAUUUCGAGGUUAUUAUGCACUUCUCAAGCUGGACAAACAUCCUGGAUAUAAAGUUGAACCUGCAGAGCUCUCACUUGAUCUUGCAAAGAUGACUCCCGAGAUGCGACAAACUCCAGAAGUCAAAUUUGCCCGUGAUGUAGCUAGAGCUUGUAGGACGAGUAAUUUCAUUGCCUUCUUUCGUCUUGUGAGGAAAGCAAGUUAUUUACAAGCAUGCUUAAUGCAUGCUCACUUUGCGAAGUUGCGAACACAGGCUCUUGCAUCACUGCACUCUGGUCUUCAGAAUAACCAAGGACUACCAAUUGCCCAUGUCUGUAAGUGGAUUGGGAUGGAGGAAGAAGAUAUUGAAGGCCUUUUAGAGUAUCACGGUUUUCUGAUCAAGGUAUUUGAAGAGCCUUAUAUGGUUCGUGAAGGUCCAUUUCUUAAUAGCGACAAGGACUUUGCUACCAAGUGCUCAAAACUCGUUCAUAUGAAGAGGUCAAGAAUGAUAGUAAAUGAUGUCUCGCCUUGCAGUCAAAAUGAAAACUUGAUCACUGGUGCAACCAAAGAAAUUCCGUUGCCAAGGAUUAGAAAGGAAUCACAGACCUUUUCUUUUGAAAAGAUUAGUUCUCCCCGUACUGUAUCAGCUAAAAAGGAAAGUUCCAUACGUGUAACAAAUGAAGAAAUGACUGAAUUUGAUGAUCAGCCAACUCCAGUAGAUCACAAGCAAGUGCAACCAAUGAUUGAAACACCGAAAGUCAGCCAAUUGCAUGAAUAUAACCAUGAGGUGGAUGGUGCUCUCGUACAACAAUCUGGUCUUAGAUCAUGUGAACCUUUGAAGACUGAAAUUAAAUUUGUAGGCAAUCAAAACUAUGAUGGUCUUUUCACGACCUCUUCAAUGAAAAACAUUUCUACUGGGAUAGGAGUGUCUUUGCCACUUGUAACUGAAGCAUCACUUCAGAAUAUAUCAGUUUGUGGUUAUAAUGAUAGUGCUAUGGAAAGAGUUGAACCCCAGAUCUUAGUCAAUAAUGUGAUGGAAGAUAAAGAAACUUUGUAUGCUUCUGUGGAAAAUAAACAAGAUAUUGUUAUGGAAAGUUGUCAGGAUGAAGAAAUUGCAAAUGCAAGGCUGAAGUUGAUCUUAAGGUUAUGGAGGCGUCGAGCUCUGAAGAAAAAACAAUUACGUGAACAAAGGGUAUUAGCCGCUAAAGCGGCAUUUAGCACAUUGUCCGUGGGACCACCGGUCCAAUUGAAUAACCAUAAAAUUAGAAGUAUUGGUGUGUUUGACAUCGAUCAUACCUUGAGGGAAAGAUGGAAGAAGCAGGAAUUGUCAUGGUCCAUAGUUAAUGUUUCAGAUGUAGUAGCUAGCACUAUGAGCAGAAGGAAUGUGGAUGUGAAAUGUAUUUGUUGGAAACUUGUUAUCUGCUCUCAGAUGGACAAUGUUGGUGAUCUGGAUCAGAUGGGCCAAGAUUCUCGUUUUGCAGCAGGUUAUUGGUUGCUUUCUAAGCUCAUGCCUUCUAAAGCUGAUGAUCUAGUCUUAUCAUCUUCUUUUCUUUCCAUUUGGAGGAGUUGGAUUUCUUCCGAAAUUGGUGCGAAUCUAAGUUGUUUCUUGUCCAUAGUUAAGGAUACAGAAUUUGAUAAUCUUACAGAGACCGUGCACGGGGCAAGUGCAAUCUUAUUUGUUGCAACAGAAAGCAUCCCCUGGGAGCUUCAAAGAGUCCAACUCCACAAGCUGCUGAUGUCAAUACCUUCUGGUUCCUGCUUGCCCCUUCUGAUUUUAAGUGAUUCACAUGAUGAGGUUUCUGCCUCUUCCAUGCUGGUGAAUAAAUUGGGCUUAUAUGAUAUUGAUAAAUCAAGGAUACAUAGUUUUCAGGUCGUUUCACUCUUAGAGAACCCCCAUUUGAGGCAUUUGGGGUUUUUCAGUGAUGAGAAACUCAAGGAAGGACUAAAGUGGCUAGCAAAUGAAUCACCACCACAACCUGUCCUUCACCGCGUCAAAGUGCUCAACCUGAUUAUUACCCAUUUGAAUUCUUCUAUAGAGAUGCUUGAUUCAAUGAAAGAAAAUGACGUUUCUCCGAACCAGUGUAUCUCAGCAUUUAAUCUUGCCUUGGAUCAGUCGCUUACAGAUGUUACUGCUGCUGCCAAGGAAAAUCCUUCAAACUGGCCUUGUCCGGAGAUUGCUUUGUUGGAGUCUACUGACGAGCACACAAUAACGACUCAUGCUUUGCCUCCUGUAGGAUGGAGCUCAGUCGAAAAUGUCGAACCGCUUAGGCAGGCUUUGAUGGACCUGAAGCUUCCAUCUUUUCCUGAUAUGUCAUGGUUGAGCAAAGGCUCAAAUAUGGUAAACGAGAUACCUAACCAUAGAGAUUACCUAGAAAGUUGCUUGAUUAGUUAUCUGAAUCAAACUAGUGAGAUAAUGGGACAACAGCUUGCAAUGGAAGAGGCUCAUAUCAUGCUCCAAAAAAGUGCUAAACUUGAGCUCCAGAAGUUCAAAUACUUUAUCGUUCCAGAUUGGGUGACUAUUUUUAGACGGAUUUUCAAUUGGAGGUUGAGGUACUUAGCUGGCAGGUCCUCUUAUGUUCAUAUUGUGGAUUGUUACCACAGUGUCUCUCCAACGAGUGGUGUGAAGCUUGAACGUAGGGAACCGCCAUCUUAUCGUCCAGACCAGCCACUUUUAGAUGAACUAAUUGAAGCAGCUUGCAGCUCCCUCUCAAUUGACCAAAGGACACAACUGCCGGAUGCUCAUCAGCCUCUUGCUGCCAUGACGUCAAAUAGUAGGCCUCCUGAGGUUGCUGCUGUAGCAAUCGAUUUUUCAGACAAUGAUCGCGAUAGCACACGAGAGAUUGGCUUUGUUAGUUCUGAGUGUGUACCUAAUUUGGGUCAGAGACUAAGCUGUACAGGUAAAGAACUAGUCGCUAGCAGCACCGUAUAUUCAGAAGCGGUAAGACUGAACGAGUUGUUGGAUCGGUGUAAUGAACUACAGGAUGCCAUAGAAAAAAAGUUGUCCAUUUAUUUCUAACCCUUCUGUUUGUUUUGUUACUGUAAAUUUCUACCAACGGUAUGAUGAUGAUGAGGUAAAAUUUUGUGAGGGAAUAUUCAGUUAUAUUACUCCAGGUGAAGCACAUUGCCUUCAAAUUUUUAA
Molecule: messenger RNA, 5033 nt
Organism: Momordica charantia (bitter melon)
Lineage: Eukaryota; Viridiplantae; Streptophyta; Magnoliopsida; Cucurbitales; Cucurbitaceae
Gene: SAC3B
Product: SAC3/GANP/Nin1/mts3/eIF-3 p25 family
Biological process (GO): mRNA export from nucleus
Cellular component (GO): nucleus; transcription export complex 2; cytoplasm
Source: RefSeq, a predicted model, not a curated record